GGAGCCGACCAUAGUGCAGCGCUCGUUUGAUUUUCUCUAGCGGUGAUUCAGUCUCAAAAAUGUACAAAAUCAUAUCCAGGAUACUUGUGCGAGAGAGCAUGAAUGUGUUGGAGCCCUUGAAACGCACCCCGAUACAACGGGGCCUCGUGAAAGCGGUGAAGAGAGCGGACGAGCCAGGCAAAGUGGCUAACCUGAAAAAGUAUUGGUUCGACAAGUACAUGAAUUACAUCAAGAACUAUGAGCGCACGCUUGAACAGAAGUUUCCGCGUACGAUGCAGGUGUAUCGCGUGUUCAGCGUCGGCAGCAAAGACGUAUACACGGACGUGAAAAGUUUCGUCUUCGCUAUAAAGAAACAAGGGUCGAACGGCAUAGAUAGCUUGACGCGGGAGGAGCUGCAGUUGAUGUACACGAUGCCGAGAGACCUGCGAAAACUGUCACCGUUGUUCCUGCUGUCAGCUAUUCCGUUUACGAAUUACAUUAUUUUUCCCCUAGCCCUUUACUUUCCGCGCUAUCUAUUGACGUCGCAUUAUUGGACGCUGCAGCAGAAAUUAGACUUCAUGCUGUCCGAUCACAAGAACCGGCUCAGGCACAAUAGGCCGUUGCUCAGAUGCAUGCAGGCGGAGCUCAAGACCAUCAAAGAUCAAACGCUCAGGAUAAAGUGGCGAGAUGUUAUAGCCUGUCUGGGAAGUGGUACACAUCCAACCACCAAGAAUAUUAUAGCAUGUUCUAAGCUCUUCUCAGGUCCACCGUAUUCCCUUAAUUCUCUAAAAAGGAGACACCUGAAAGAAUUAUUAGCAAUACAUGGUAUGUCUAUGUGGAGGCCUUUCAAGAGAAAAAGAUUGAUGGAAAGGGGUAUGUUAAUUUUGCGAAUGGAUCGUGCUAUUGUAAAAGAAGGAGGAGUAAAAGCAAUGUCUAAUGAAGCAAUGCGAUGGGCUCUAUCUUUUAGAGGUGUAAACCCUGCAAAUAUGUCUGUAGAAAAUAUGAGGAGCUGGCUUGAGCAAUGGUUAACAGUAUCAGCAUCUGUUGAUAAAAAUAAUAUAUCUUUGAUAUUACAUAGCCCAAUUUUAUUAGCUUAUAACCAUACAACAAAUUGGAUCCUUAUAUAUAAUUAAAAAAAUAAAAAAAGAUGACUUCUUCGUUUUUGCGAGAUCUUGGAUUAUUUAUUAUAAUAAUAUUAAUUUUCACAAAAAUUUACUUUGAAAUUUCUAGUUAAUUUAGCAAUCAUUUUUUGCUUAAAAAAUAUUUUGCAUAUAUUACUAAACUAUUAAAAAGAUAAUAUGUUGCUCUUUCUCUUGUGAGUACACAGAUAAACAUCGUUUUUUGUAAAUACUUUAAUAUCUAUUUCGUCAAUCAAUAUCUCUUUAUAUAUAUAUAUAUACACAAUUUUUGUGCAAUAUAUCGAAAAAAUAAUUGUAUAAAUAAAUAUAAAUUAUUUUGUAUAUAUAAUGUAUGAUAAGAACUUGCUAUAUUUCUAUUUACAUCUAUAAAUUGUUACUUAAUAUACUGAAGAAAAUUUAACAUAUACAUACAAAAAAUAAGAGUGCAAAUUUAUACUUUUCUACUUCAGUAUAAAGGGAGUGUAACUUUAAUCUUUAGUUUGUUAAUAUUGUUAUACAAUAUUCUAUAUUGUUGUACAGUUAAACCUACUAAAUAAUAUGUGUUUAUGCAAAAA
This is a messenger RNA of Formica exsecta, 1672 nucleotides long. RefSeq names its product LETM1 domain-containing protein 1. Gene Ontology annotation, biological process: intracellular monoatomic cation homeostasis. The coding region runs from base 60 to 1112 and encodes 350 amino acids. The transcript has 3 exons. NCBI's taxonomy places the organism in Eukaryota, Metazoa, Arthropoda, Insecta, Hymenoptera, Formicidae. The record is from RefSeq and is a predicted model, not a curated record. Gene Ontology annotation, molecular function: ribosome binding. Gene Ontology annotation, cellular component: mitochondrial inner membrane.